Messenger RNA from Sabethes cyaneus, 2085 nucleotides. Its product is annotated as hexamerin-1.1-like. Lineage: Eukaryota; Metazoa; Arthropoda; Insecta; Diptera; Culicidae. The transcript has 3 exons. The coding region runs from base 1 to 2085 and encodes 694 amino acids. The record is from RefSeq and is a predicted model, not a curated record.
AUGAAGUUGAUCCUAGCAGCGAUCGCACUCAGUCUGGCCGCUUUGGUUAGCGGAUCGUGGGUAUCCGGCGGUGAGAAGGCUGUCAAAUAUGUCGCCGAUAAGGAUUUCCUCAUGAAGCAGAAGUUCUUCUUCGAAGUUCUACGAAACAUUCAUAUGCCGCUGCAAUAUGAAGAAUACAUGAUGUACACCAAGUCCUGGGUGGAGGAUAAGACCAUGUACCAGAAUUACGACUUUGUCGAAGAAUUCUUCGACAUGUACAAAAUGGGCCUGUUCCUGGAUAAGGGCGAAGUUUUCACCAUCUACAACAAAUACUUCAUGAAGCAAACCUACAUGCUCUUCACCUUCCUGUACAACUCGCUAAACUGGGACACAUACUACAAAAACGUGAUAUGGGCUCGAGAGCACAUCAACGAAGGUAUGUUCAUCUAUGCUGUUACGCUCAGUGUCAUGCACCGCAUGGAUCUACAGGGAAUGGUUCUACCGGCCGUCUACGAAAUCUAUCCGUACUACUUCUUCAACACCGACAUGAUCCGAUCGGCGAACUACCGCAAGAUGUACGAUCCCAAAUUCGGAUUCUACGGCAGUGGAAAGUAUAAUGUUGUCUACUCAAACUACACUAUGACCUAUCCUUGGGAAGUUUCCGUCGUCAAACAUAGCUACAUGAUGGAUUACAAGAAGAUGGACUACUACUACGAGGAUGUUGGCCUUAACUCGUUCUACUACUACUUCAUGAUGGACUAUCCAUUCUUCUUGAACAACGAUAAGUUCGACUUCAUGAAGGAACGUAGCGGUGAGCUCUAUCUGUAUAUGCAUCAACAACUGUUGGCCCGCUACAAUUUGGAACGAUUCUCAAACUAUAUGUACCCGAUCAUGGGUUUGACGUGGAAAUUCCCACUUAAACUGGGAUACUUCUCACUGCUGAGCUAUUGGAACGGUAUGCCGUUCAAGAGUAGAGACUACAACUACAUGAUCAGUGAUGAAGACUACUACAAGCUGGACUGGAUCAAGGAUUGGGAGAUGCGAAUGCGGAAGAUGAUCGACGACGGCUAUUACAUGAUGGAUGACGGCACCAAGAUCGACAUGCGCAAAUGGUACAACAUCGAUUUCCUCGGUAGAAUGAUGAACUGUAUGGACAUGCAUAUGGACUACAAGAUGUGCAAAUUUGGUUUCAUCGAAAUGAUGUCGCGUACUCUGCUGAGUGGAAUGGACUUCAUGUCCAUGAAAUCGUGGCCUUCGGCCAUGAUGCACUUCGAAACGUCGCUGCGUGAUCCUAUGUUCUACUCCAUGUGGAAUCGUUUACUGGACUUCUACUAUCUGUUCAAGAGCUACCUACCGUACUACACUUUUGAUGAACUUAACUUCAAGGGAGUUGUCAUCAAGGAUGUCGUUUUCGAUAAACUGGUUACCUACUUCGAGUAUUUUGAUUCGGAUAUCUCCAACGUUGUACCAAUGAGCAACGUGGAAAAAUAUUGGGAUUUCUCAGUCUUUGGCCGCACUAUGCGUCUUAACCACAAGCCGUUCAGUUACAGUUUGGAUGUAAUGUCUGAUUACGCCGGAAAAGGUGUAAUCCGUGUCUUCCUAGGACCAAAGUUUGACAAAAUGAUGGAGCUCGAUUACUACAAGAAGUUCUUCGUUGAGAUGGACCAAUACGUGGUGGACAUGGUCGUCGGUAAGAACACAUUCGUGCGCAACUCUCGUGAUUUCUUCUGGAGCAUUAAGGACCGCACCUCGUACGUUGAACUAUACAAGAAGAUGAUGAUGGCCAUCGGCGGAAAGGAAGAAUUCAUGCUGGACAUGUCGGAGGCUCACUGUGGAUUCCCAGAUCGAAUGAUUCUACCGAUGGGCUGGUCCAGCGGUAUGAAGAUGCAGUUCUACUUUAUCAUCACCCCGUACACGAUGAUGAAAUCCGAGGACAGCAUGGUGUUCGACAAGGCGUACAUGUGCGGUGGUUUCAAGUAUGUCGACACACUGCCGAUGGGCUUCCCGUUCGAUCGCGAAAUCAACUACAGCUACUGGUACACCAAGAAUAUGCUUUUCAAGGACGUGAUGAUCUACCACAAGGACGAUUUGAACAAGACGUACUAG